AUGGGAUACGAGUCACAGUUCGAGUUGAAGGUAGCUGCUGGAUCGAAUUUACCCCAAUAUUCUGAUAGAGCCAUUUUUCCACCAUCGAUCUUAUCAUCGAUAAUUGAUAGUUACAGUGAAUCAAGCUUACCGCAUCCAUUAAUAUUCAAAGCUUGGCAUAACAAUAACUCAUGCUAUAUUGGGGUUAAAGAGUUUUCUUCGAACGAGGGUGAGAUACUUUUACCUCGUGUUAUUACUGAUAAACUAGGGGCAAGCAGUGAUGAUAUUGUCAAAGUUGAAUUGUUUGAUAAAAUUCCUAAGGGUAAAUCGUUAACAUUGAAGCCAUUACAGUUCUAUCCUCAAGUCCAUAACUGGAAGUUUUUCCUCGAAUCUAAGUUGACAAAUUUCUAUACUACUUUGACUAAGCAUACCGUGCUCUACAUUGAAGAUGGACUGACGGUUUAUGAGCUAUUUGUUGAAGCAGUGGAUGAAUCAUCAGAUACAAUUGGAAUUAUAGAUACUGAUAUUAUCCUUGAUGUCAUUCCUUUAAAUGAUAUAAUGGCAAACCAGCAAUUAGAGUUUAAUAAGAACUUCAACCAUGUAGAUUCCAAUAAUAUUAAUGAACUUUUUUUGAACAAUGAAUUACAGAUUGAGGAUUUAAAACCAUUCACAUCCAGUGAUUUUCGACCACAAAUCUACAAGUUGGAUCUUUCAAAUUAUGACAAGUCUAAACCAUUGAAGAUAAAGCUUACGAGCCUGAAUAAUGAUUAUGCAUCUCUCUUUAAUCUUGAUUUGGUCGCUGGUAUGGAUAAAUUAGUGAACUUGGAAAACUUUCGAUGGACUACCAUGAGUGAUGAUUUUGAUUUACAAUUUAAAUUAGACAACGAUAUGAUCAAUUCGUAUGAAAAGGUAAUAGAGAUCAAUAUGCUGCAGGAUGAUGAGCUUUUGACUAAGAUUCAUAAAAUUGAUGAUGAUCUAUCAGAUCAUUACAUAUACAUUGUACCUUUUACUUGGGAAUUCGACGGGGGUUUUCUGCUCUCUAUAACAAACGAAUCUAAUAUCUCGAAAGAUUCUACAUCCUACAUCCAAGAUCGAGAGAUAUCUAAUGAGACUGUAAAAUGUUCGAAUUGUUCUAAGGCAAUAUCAAAGGAUAAGCUUUUGUUACAUGAAUCCUUCUGCUUGAGAAACAAUGUUAAGUGCUCUUGUGGCUUGGUAUUUUUGAAAGAGAUUCCUGAAACUCAUUGGCAUUGUGAUAAAUGUAAUGAUAUAACAAAGUAUGGAAGUUCAGCAUUACUCAAGUUCAAGCAUGAUAAGUUGUUUCAUGAAACGUCGUACAAAUGUAAUCAAUGCUCUCUGGCCACUGAAUUUAAUAAUUUUAUAGAUCUAGUCAUCAACCACAAAGCAUAUGUGUGUCCUGGAAAACUCCACGAAUGCCGCUUUUGUUUUUUGAUAGUGCCCCAGGGGGAAUCAACUUUUCAAGAUAAGGUAGCAAAUCUAACUAACCAUGAAAACAUGUGUGGGAACAAGACAACCGAAUGCUUCAAGUGUAAUAAAAUUCUAAGAACAAAAGACCUAUCUAAGCACUUGAAGAUGCAUGACCUUGACAAGAAACAAAUGAAUCAGGACACAAAAAUUAAUUUUAAUAAGUGUCUGAAUGAGAAUUGUAUUAUCCUAAUCAAGGAUAGCUCAACCAACCAACUAGGACUCUGCGACUAUUGUUUUGGCUCCAUCUAUACCCCCCAGCACGAUCCCACCAAUGCAAAACUCCAAAGCAGAAUAGAAAGGAAGUAUAUGAUCCAACUAACGAAGGGUUGUGGCUUCAGCUGGUGCAAAAAUACAAAUUGCAAAACUCACAGUCCUUCCCGUUUCGCAUCUAUGUCCCACAAAGACCUUCUCUCAUACAUCAACGACUCAUUAUUCUCCAGCAUCCGCACCCCCGCGCUCCCGGUAAAUAAGAGCAAACCACUACCCCCUAAAAACAGGCUAUGGUUCUGUGUAAAUGAGUCAAUUCAACUGCGGAAAGACAUCUUAGAUCUCUUAUCCUCCGAGAACGAAUACGACGAAGAGCUAAUUUUCAAGCCCAUUAAUGAGUUAUCAACCGUAACUGAAGACUCUGUGAGAGAAUGGCUUCUACAUAAUGGAGUCAAAAAGAUGUAG
This is a messenger RNA of Debaryomyces fabryi, 2136 nucleotides long. RefSeq lists its product as uncharacterized. Gene Ontology annotation, molecular function: polyubiquitin modification-dependent protein binding. Gene Ontology annotation, cellular component: VCP-NPL4-UFD1 AAA ATPase complex. Lineage: Eukaryota; Fungi; Ascomycota; Pichiomycetes; Serinales; Debaryomycetaceae. Bases 1 to 2136 code for a protein of 711 amino acids. The transcript has a single exon. The record is from RefSeq and is a predicted model, not a curated record.